Molecule: messenger RNA, 1784 nt
Organism: Contarinia nasturtii (swede midge)
Lineage: Eukaryota; Metazoa; Arthropoda; Insecta; Diptera; Cecidomyiidae
Product: UDP-glucuronosyltransferase 1-10-like
Exons: 3
Coding region: 20-1033 (337 amino acids)
Molecular function (GO): UDP-glycosyltransferase activity
Source: RefSeq, a predicted model, not a curated record
AAAAUAAUUGUUGUUCAAGAUGUUGCCGUACACAGAUAAUAUGUCAUUCUUCGAACGAUGGCAUAAUGCAGCCAUUAGUGUUUACGAUGCAAUUAUUCGUGAGUGGUUAUAUAUUCCGGCCGAGGAAAAGUUGACAAAAAAAUAUUUUGCUCACUUGGAACCAUUACCUUCUUUGAAUGAUUUAUUGAAUAGCAUAUCGGUGAUGUUUGUUAACACACAUAGAGCUCUGUCACCACCGCGACCAGCAAUGCCAGGUAUAAUAAGUAUUGGGGGUGCUCAUGUUAAUCCUGCAAAACCUUUACCAAAAAAUCUUCAAACAUUCCUCGAUGAAUCUACGAAUGGAGUCAUUUAUUUCAGUUUGGGCACUGUUGUACAAAGCUCAAAACUACCCAAGGCGAAAAUUCAAGCAUUUUUAGAUUCAUUCCGGCAUCUGAAACAACGUGUUUUGUGGAAGUUUGAAGAUGAAACACUCGAGAAUGUUCCAUCGAAUGUUAUGAUCAAAAAAUGGAUGCCACAAAAUGAUAUUCUUGCUCAUCCGAACGUAAUUUUAUUUAUUUCACAUGGCGGUCUAUUUGGUACAUCUGAAUCGCUCUACCAUGGUGUACCACUGUUGUUGAUUCCGUUCUUCGGAGAUCAACAUCGCAAUGCACACCGAAUUCAAACGGCCGGCUAUGGAAAAUUCAUACUAUUCGCUGAAGUAUCAAAAGAUUUGGUAUCGAAGAAAAUUGAUGAGCUCAUUUCGGACAAGACAUUCUUGAACAGAGCAAAACAAACGUCAGCCAUUUUCAAGGACAAUUUAGCUCAUCCAAUGGACGAGGCUAUGUUCUGGAUUGAACAUGUUUGCAAAUUCAAAGGCGCAAAACAUCUUAAAUCCCACGCUAUCAACAUGUCAUGGUUCACAUAUCUAUCGCUAGAUAUUAUUCUAGCUAGUAUGGUCAUAUUAUUGGCUGGUGUUUGGGUGCUUUACAAGAUAAUUUGUGCAUUGGUUUCACAAAAGAAACAGACAACCGCACCUGAGAAGAAACAAAAUUGAAAUGUAUUGAAAUAGUGAAGCAGAGAUUUUUUUAGUUUAAAAUAUUCCUCCAAAUGCAGUGUACAAACACAAAUCUUAUUUUGAUCGAAUUUAAACUUCAGUGUAUGCGUACAAGCAUUAACCCUCUAACCAACUUUUAUGUAAAACUGAUAAAAAAUAGUCGGGAAUUUUUUUCUAGGAUAAUUAUGACCUUCUUAACUCAAAAAAAUCAUCAUCAGCUAAAAAAAAAUUUCCCGGUCUAUAUGCCAAAAAAAAAAAACAGGCAUCCUUCCCAUACAAAAAGUAGGUACAUUUACACCGUAACCCACAAGGCUGCCUAGAAGCACCCUUGACAUUUUCAAUUGUUUUCCAGAAAAACAUUUUUUUCCCCAUUCAAUAAAUACAAAAAUAGAUAGAUGAACACAAUACCUUUUCAGGAAAAAAAUAUUUACUGUGAUCGGAUCACUAGAAAUAUAUAAAUUUUGGAUUUCAAAUUUUUUUCCGGUGAACAAUAUUUUUGCUUCUUCAUUUUUCAAAAUUUCACACUAAAAUGGUUCUGUCACCGAAACGGACCGUCGGAUUGCGGUCAAAUGUUCGAAUGAAAUGUCACAAAAACGAUAGCGAAUAAGAUACCUAAUGAGUUUACCGUUGAAUUUUUUUUUUAAUUUUGAGAUAAAUUGAGUUUUGUGAAGGCUCGCUGUAGGCAGCCUUACCGGUUAGAGGGUUAAUUUGAAUAAAUAUUUUAAAAUAAUAAGAUCAAAACAAUCACAAA